CCGCUGGGGGGCGUCAUGUGACCCGGCGGGAGGGCGGGAGGGCGGCGAACACGGGGCCGAGACUGACACCUCCUACCUCAGCCAGUCUCCCUCACACCGAGGGUCGCCCUCAGCCCGUCUCUCCUCCCUCAACCAUCAUGGCCAAGGACUACCUGUUCAAGGUGCUUGUGAUCGGUGACAGUGCGGUGGGCAAGACCUCCCUUGUGCAUCGUUACACCAACGACAGCUUCAGCAAGCAUUACAAGUCCACCGUGGGAGUGGACUUUGCUCUGAAAACUUUACAGUGGUCUGACACGGAGGCCGUUCGGCUUCAGCUUUGGGACAUAGCAGGGCAAGAGCGAUUUACGUCGAUGACUAGGUUAUAUUACAGAGAUGCUGGGGCGUGCAUCAUCAUGUUCGAUGUGACGGAUAUAACAACCUUCCACAGCUGCCUCAAGUGGAAGCACGAUUUAGACAGCAAAAUUGCUUUGGUGGACGGAAGCCCAGUGCCAUGUGUUCUCUUGGCAAAUAAGUGUGACCUAUCAGAAUGGGCCAUCACCAGAAAUGAGAUAAAUAUCUUCAGUAAAGAGAACCAUUUUGUCGGUUGGUUUGAAACUUCCGUGAAACAAAACAAGAAUGUUGCUCAAGCCAUGAGUCUAUUGGUAAAGUGCUUGAUGUCAAAUUUGGGAACUCUGACACAGAGCCAAGGGGACUACAUUGAACUUAAGAAUGUGCCGACCAGUGAAAAACAUUGGAAUUCUGGGUGCUGUUGAAAAAUCUAUCCAUGUCCGACAUCAGUGAGGAUUUGUUACUUGCAAGACUCCCAGUGCAGUUGGUUUGCUCUUUGUUACCAAAGGAGUUCUGAACAUUCAACCAACAUAACGCCGACUACUUUUUUUACUGACUUGACAUGAGUUUUGAGUUGCUUAGUGGACUAAUUCUACCAGAUGUUCAGUUCAAAGUUUCCUGUUGACAUUAUUUUAGAUGUAAAAUUGGAAUAAUUCUUGUUUGCAUCACCGGCAGGCAUUGCCAAAGGUAUUGUCUCAGACGGUAUUAUUAAUGAAAGAAUUGCUCCUGUUAGAAAAUUUUAAUUAUGGUUUGAACUCCUGCCUUCGGUGAUCGAUCCAUGUUCGGGAAAGAGAAAAAAAAAACUGCUAAAAGGUUUUGCGUUUAAAUGGUGAAUGGCUAUUCACAUUAUGCAAAUCAAUAUAAUUGUGCCAAUACCUCUGGGAUUUUGUACAAAGCAAAUGAACAUUCUCUACUAUCCCCAUUUCCUACAGUACAGAUUGAGUGUUUCAUGUUUCCACACCUUCAUGUGUUACUUUAACUAAAAUAGGACAAGACUUUGCAGAUAUACAUCUGAUAUGCGGCAUGGAAACUUGAUAAAUCUUGAUUUAAUCAAGCCACUUGAUUAAAAUGUUAUCACCAGCUUUUAUUACCACUGUGUAAUGAGGCAAUACAUUUAAUUGAGUCCAUUUUUCAUAUAGUCCAAUAGUGGUUAGAAAACUGGUUUCCUUUAACUACGUGAUGGACAUGGUAAAAUCCUGCACAUUGAGUCACUUUCAAAUCUGUUCACUUUCUCUGAGGCGUGUUUGUUUGCAACUGAGCUGGAUUCAUUUUUGUAUAAUUAUAAAUGCCAGUGCUGCUUCAAGCAAGAAGCAUCUCAAUCCCAUGGUUUAUGGCAGCUUAUCUCAAUGUAAUUACCCAAUGCACUUAAAAUGUGAUUUUUCAAUUGUUAGGAAGUGUGACUAAUUGUACUGGUCUGCCUGGUGGCAUCAGUAUCGGUGGAAAUCGGUAUAUCAUCUUAUAAACAGCACUGAAAGAUAGAGAGCACUGAAAUUUCGCUUUGCACCAUAAUUCCAAAGGAUAGAUAUUGUUUGGACAUUUCAGAAAAUCUGCAAAUUUAAAAAAAAAAAUUCAGAGUCUGAAUAUAUUGUUAAAGACCGAGCUAUAUGAGCGUGAGUUGGUAUUAGUGAAUUUGGACAAUUCAAUGCUGCUGAUGUUUUCCAUCAUGCCUUUUAUGCUCUCCCAUUAAGUAUUUUGAAUAAAAUGUUGUGGUAUUUGUGGGAUGACCUUGCACUUCGGUAUUUAAAAGGAUUGCUUAUUAAUUUGUGAUCUUUGACAUUCCCACUUGCAUGCACAUUAUUCAGCCAAAAUGUGCAUUAUUCACUGAGACUUCUCUCCCUCUCCCAGCCCUUCCCAAACUUAAGUGAGAGAGAGAGGUAAUACUAAAAGAUCUGUUGUACGUCAAUUGUACAAUAUCCCCUGACGUCUGCAGUCUUUGGUGACAUUUAAGAAUUAUUUUAGUAAUCAAAGGCACAAUUUGAGAUACUCUGUAAAAUUAUUUUCAAUUUCCUAGUAAAAUAUUGCUGCAAAACUAAUCUUUGGAAAUAGGUCUGUCAACAUUUGUAGCGGGUAUAAUAGAAAAAAAUGGGUAGAGUGACAAAAUAGUGACGUGGAUUAAAAGCUAUUGGUUGUUUUGUAGCUAUGCUUCAUUUGAAAUGAUGAAUUCCUUUAAAGAUGGGUUAUUGUAGGUGUGAAAAGAUUGAUGAGGUCAGACUGUGUAGCAUUAUUUUUUUGGAGUGCACUGAACAAUGGCGUCAUAUUAGAGUAGCAUUUGCCUUGAUAAGGUUGGCAAACACAAGCCGUCCUCAUUUUGCCUAAUAUAGUUUGUUACUCUGGGGAGUUUGUUACAGAGCAUUGCAGUUUAUGGUCACCUUGUGAUUUGAACAUGAAUGUAACUCUUCCAGCUUGACAAACAAUAGAUAAACUUUGAUUCAAGCUUUCCCUUUUUAUCAUAAACACUGUUACUGUAAAGGCCGAUGCUGGGGUUGCAAGGUAAUAGUGUUGUUCAGGACUUUGUCAGUGAUGAAAUGCUUCUGACUUUAUCUCAAACUGCAUGAGCACUGCUCGUUUAUAUGACCAAAAAUGUAUUAAUGUCUUCCUAUUUUUUGAUAACUGAAUUUAAAG
Amblyraja radiata (thorny skate) is the source of this 2949-nucleotide messenger RNA. RefSeq names its product ras-related protein Rab-7L1. Lineage: Eukaryota; Metazoa; Chordata; Chondrichthyes; Rajiformes; Rajidae. Gene Ontology annotation, cellular component: trans-Golgi network; phagocytic vesicle; Golgi apparatus. Gene Ontology annotation, biological process: phagosome-lysosome fusion; endosome to lysosome transport. Gene Ontology annotation, molecular function: GTP binding; GTPase activity. The coding region runs from base 138 to 752 and encodes 204 amino acids. The record is from RefSeq and is a predicted model, not a curated record. The transcript has 6 exons.